UGCGCGGAUGUUUCCAUUUAUAGCCGAUUAUCGUUCGAAUUUCUCGUGUUGUUCUUGUCUCGAUUCAUUAUGUUGAUGUAUUUUCUAGACUGUCUGUGAUGUUUAUCUGUGGAUCUAGGGCUGGCGAGAAGGUGUCUGUGGCAAAACCCUAGCGAAUGGGGAGAGGGAAGAUUGUGAUCCGAAGGAUCGAUAAUUCGACGAGCCGUCAAGUGACUUUCUCGAAGAGACGAAAUGGAUUGCUCAAGAAGGCCAAGGAGCUCUCGAUCCUUUGCGAUGCUGAAGUUGGAGUGAUGAUCUUCUCAAGCACCGGCAAGCUUUAUGAUUUUACAAGCACCAGCAUGAAAUCUGUGAUAGAACGAUACAAAAAGUUGAAAGAGGAACAGAGUCGGCUGACGACUCCUACUUCAGAAGUCAUGUUUUGGCAAACGGAAGCAGCAAGCUUGAGGCAACAGCUACACUACUUGCAAGAAAGCCACAAGAAACUGUUGGGAGAAGAACUUUCUGGUUUGAGUGCCAAUGAUCUACAAAAUCUGGAAAAUCAACUGGAAAUGAGUUUGAAAGGUAUCCGCAUGAGAAAGGACCAAAUUUUUACUGAUGAAAUAAACGAACUUAACCGGAAGAGGAGCCUCAUUCAACAAGAAAACAUAGAGCUAAACAAGAAGGUAGACCUAGCACGUCAAGAGAAUGCAGAACUGCAAAAAAAGGCUUAUGGAACAGAGGGUGUCAACAAAGGAAGUAGAAGCUCCCAAGGACUCCUUAAAUAUGAUUUGCAUGCUCCCUUCAGCCUCCAGCUAAGCCAGCCACAGCCUCAGAAAAAUGAAACAAUAGCAAAAGCAAUGAAGUCGGGGCUACAACUGCAUUAGUAAAGGAGCCUGACAAUUGUGGAGGGAUGUCAGGCUGGCUGUCAGUGAAUUCAACACUGACACUAGGCUUCUUAUCAUUAAGACCAAUGAAUGAACGGCAUGACAAACAUUAAGCCUAAUGGCCAUCAGAUUUGGUAUGACAUGAUCUAUCGAAACAGCUUUAAGAAGGACCAUGAUGUGAUUAGCCAAAGAACAGUUAUCUAUGUAAAGUUGAGCAAUAAAUGGAAAAAAAGACCUGCAUAAUUUAUAACUUUAGGAAUUGAAGGAGAGAGGAAACUAAAGGAGGUACUUAACAUGUUUGAUAACAAUGGAGGUUGUCAAAGGAUGGCAUCCGCUUUUCCAAGGGAUGAAGCAAGGGGAUAGGGUGGAUAGUUGUCGGGAGAUGAAAGGGAAGAUUCAUCUUUUCUUUCUCUAUUUAUUGAGUUUUACAAAUUUGGAAAAUUUGGGUUUCUUGUUCAUUUUUCUUUUUCCUGCUUUAAAAGACCCCAUUUUUCGAUUCUCUCUAUGUAGGUGCAAGUCAACAAGUAAGUUUUAAGGUAAAUAAAACAACACAUUGUAUAAUAAAUUUAACUCAACUUUAAAUUUAAAUGUGACAUAGAAGAUUCUUUCUCUGCAGGUGCAAGUCAAUUCUGGCCACAAAGAUUGGAACCAUUUUCAAUUAUUCUACAAAGGGUUCGACUCUCUCUCUCUCUCUUGAACAAUGGGUUCUCUCUCUCCUCUGCUAAACACUGAUGUGGCUAAAUCAAACCCAGCUUUAGUUCCACUAACGCAUUGUGGUUUUUUUCUAACAUAACGGGGUCUUUGGAAACAAGUAAAGCAGGAGGACCUGAAAUGGUAAAAGUAAACUAUAGAGGAUCUCCUUGAAAAUGGCCCAAAUCAUAGGGAGUCUAGGUGGAAUUUAUCCAAAUGUAUAGCAACUACUUGAUACAAAAGAUGGAUAAAAUAUAUACAUAAAUAUAUAUAUAUAAACUAGCUUAAGCAAGAAAAAAAAAAGAAUCAAAUAAAAUGAAAUGCAUAAAACACAAAAAUAAAAAGUAUAAGUAAAUGUCGAGGCGAUCAAAGACAAGUUAAAGUAGUAUUUCUUGAAGUUAUUCAAUGAAGUUGGAGAAACAAGUGUGAUAUUGGGGCAUCUUAGUAACUCUAAAGAAAAUAAGAAUUAUAUGUUUUAUAGAGAAAUCUGUCUGGAUGCCAUAAACAAAGAAUUGGAAAACAUACAAACAUACUGAAUAACAUAUCAAUAGAAGCAUGGAAAUGAAUGGGAGAACAAGGCAAUUUUUUGCAAACGAAAUUAUUUAAUGUUAUCACUAAAUCAAAAGAAUAACAAAGCUAUAUACUUAUUGAGGCACCUAAUGAAAAGGUAUAGAGAUAAACAACUGGAUUUACAUUUAUAGAUUUUAAAAAAAAAUUGUGACAAAAUUCCCAAAUAAGUCUUGAAGAGGGUUAUGGAAAUGAAAGGAGUUUGAAUUGCUUUUACAAGUUAUUAAAAACAUGUAUCUUGGAGCAAAAACACAUGUUGGAACAUAUGGGGUUACUGAGGCUUUUCCAUGGAAGCUAUCAUUAAAAUCCAUGAAUUUUCAAAUUCCACAACUUCUCAAAACAAUACCUAUGUGUCUUUUAACUCUAGGAACACAUAACUUAAGAGUUACAUUUGACUUACAAACCUACUACAAUAUGACUAACAACGAUUCUAUUAUAGUCAACAAUUGUCAAUCAAGAAUAUCAUUAUCUUAAUUUACCUUCUUUUAAACUUCUAAUUUGUGAUGUUUAUACUUAAAACAUUAAAGACAAUGGAACUAAAAAAACUAAUUUAACUAUAUGUUUACACUUGGAAAAGAGAACAGCCUUUGUCAUAAUAGGCAUACUCAAAUUCAUGUACCAUUCCAAUAAAAUGCUAAUCACAAAACAAACCCACUAUGAUCCAACAAUAUACAUAGCUAAAAAUCUAUGAACAUUCCAUUCCACACCAAAUUCUCUUGAAAUUUCAUACAAUCAGCCAUGGCACCCCUCCCCCAACACAACGCGCGCUCGCGCGCGCGCACACAAAAUAAAUGAUAAGAGCCAAAGCCAUAGGCACAAAGCGAUUUAAAACCAAGCAAACUAAAAAGGCCUUCAACAUAAAGUAAGUCUCAAUAAAGUUAAGCCUCAUUUUCUGUCUAUACAACAUCAUAAAUUUAAUAGCGGAAGAAGAGUACUGAAAGUGCAUUCUGGUUUCUUAUGUGCAAGCCUUCCCCGUGUACCAUAGCUUCACACGUCAUAAAUUAUACUUUCUAACUUCCUAUUGCUUUUCACCCUUUUACAACUCAAAUUAAUAAUCCACGGACGGCUACUACAUAAACAAAAUGAUGUUGAACCCCUAACAAGCACCAUCUUUAAACCCAUCCCGACUACUUACCAAAAAAAGGAGGUAUAAAACCAAUAAACCGUGAAUAUAAAAGUGAAAGAAGGCGAUAAGCUUUAGCAAUCAAGACGAGUAAAUGAAUCAACAAGUUCGCAGUGCCGAGGAUCUAGGAAUCAAGACUAGAACAAAAAAAUGUUAUAAGUACAUAAAAGGGGCAAAUAGAAUCUCUAUGGUCACCUCGC
Diospyros lotus (date-plum) is the source of this 3443-nucleotide messenger RNA. RefSeq names its product MADS-box transcription factor 23-like. The record is from RefSeq and is a predicted model, not a curated record. Gene Ontology annotation, molecular function: RNA polymerase II cis-regulatory region sequence-specific DNA binding; DNA-binding transcription factor activity, RNA polymerase II-specific; protein dimerization activity. The transcript has 9 exons. Gene Ontology annotation, biological process: positive regulation of transcription by RNA polymerase II. Lineage: Eukaryota; Viridiplantae; Streptophyta; Magnoliopsida; Ericales; Ebenaceae. The coding region runs from base 156 to 863 and encodes 235 amino acids. Gene Ontology annotation, cellular component: nucleus.